GUGGUAAACAUGCUACCGAAGUCAGUGCGUUUGCUGUGGUUAUUAGAAAAUCCCAUUUUAUUUAGAAAGAUUAUAUUAAGGAAGCGGAAGAAAAGAAUUGGAGUGCAUUACCUAAACAGAACUCGUUUGACAAACGGUGAAUUUCACCAACUGUACUAUGAUCUACGAAGAGAUCCGUCUAAAUUUUUCGAAUUUUUACGCAUGUCUAUUGACACUUUCGAUUAUAUUUUGAUACGAAUUAAGGACAGGCUUCGGAAGAAAGUAACUAAUUUUAAGAGACCCAUAUCUCCAGUAGAAAGGCUUUAUUUAACAUUAAGGUUCUUGUCUACAGGACUCUCAUUCCGAAAUUUAGCAACAACUCUGAGAAUGGGAGUUUGUACCGUUAGCAAAAUUGUUCAUGAAACAUGUGAAAUAAUAUGGAAUGAAUUUGUUGACGAAUUCAUGCCAGUUCCUAGUCAAGAGCAAUUACAAACUGUAGCAGAAGGAUACUACAGACGUUGGAAGUUUCCAAAUUGCGUAGGGUCAAUUGACGGCAAGCACUGCCAAAUAAAAUGCCCACCAGGAAGUGGUUCUCGCUAUUUUAAUUAUCUGAAGUAUUUCUCUGUGGUCUUACAAGCAGUAGCUGAUGCUGACAAAAAAUUUAUCACAAUCGAGGUUGGCGCCAGAGGAAAGCAAAGUGAUGGCGGAAUAUUUUCAUCUUCGCAACUCUUUAAUCUACUUGAAAAUAAGGUAUUUAAUAUGCCGCCAGACAGAGAACUAUUUGGUACAAACAUUAAAGUACCUCAUGUUUUAAUUGGUGACGAGGCAUAUCCGUUGAAGACUUAUUUGAUGAGACCAUAUCCUUCCAGAAAUCUCGAUCCCGUCAAAGAAAACUUCAAUAAUCGCUUGUCAAUAGCUAGAAAAUGCAUUGAAUGUGCUUUUGGCAUACUACGUGCUAAAUGGCGUAUCUUGGGCAAGGAUAUCGAAGUUAGCCCAGAAAAAGCGGCAAAUAUAGUAAAAUGUACGUGUAUUUUACAUAAUAUUGUGAGACAUCGAGAUGGCAAUAGUGACUUACAUUACUGUCAAGAGGUGGUACAUUAUUUUCCAGAAAAUCAGCGUGAAACAGAAUGGUUGCCACCUCCUCAAGAAGGACACGGAGGAGCUCGUAGAAGUUCAGCACGAGCGAAACAGAUACGAGAAUCUUUUGCAAAUUACUUUGUAGAUUUUUGAACGACAAAAAAAUAUACGUGUAUACUUGUA
Messenger RNA from Onthophagus taurus, 1239 nucleotides. The record is from RefSeq and is a predicted model, not a curated record. Lineage: Eukaryota; Metazoa; Arthropoda; Insecta; Coleoptera; Scarabaeidae.